AUGCGGGUGGGGGCCAGGGAGGCAGUAGGGGUCGGGGUGAUGGGGGGAGCCAAGGACGAUGGGGUGAUGGACCCAGGGAAAGCAGUGGGAGCUAAGGAUGAUGCGGCCCCUGGCCGCGGCCAGAGCGGCUCUAACGCGGGGCAGCAGCCGGAGACUGACGCGGGCGCUGCUCCCCGCUCGGCCCCGGGGGACCUGCCCGGGGCGCUGCAGGAACCGGAGCCGGGAACGUGUCGCCCUCGUUAUCCCCCAUCCCCGGCCCUGUGCCCGGGGGCGGCUCCUGCCCGGGCUGGAAGCGCCCCGCGCUGGGCCGAGCCCCGGCGGCUAUUCCGGGGCACAGGAAGCGGCGGGGGGAGAUCGGUGAGAUCAGAUCCUGCGCAGCUGCCGGGCGUGGGGAGCCGAGCCCGGGCUCUGCCCCGCUGCGGAGUGUGGCCAGGCCAGCCCAGCCCGGCCGGACUCUCUCCCUGGCCGGGACUAGCCCCGGGGAAGCCCCGGGCUCUGGAGACAUCAACGCCUGAGUGGAGACUGCAGGGGCCGGUGACCUUCGCGGAGGUGGCUGUGUAUUUCACCAAGGAUGAGUGGGCUCUGCUGGACCCCGCUCAGAGAGCCCUCUACAGAGACGUCAUGCAGGAGAACUAUGAGAAUGUGGCCUCGCUGGGGUUUCCCAUUUCCAAACCUGAUGUGAUCUGCCAGCUGGAACUAGGGAAAGAGCCAUGGGUCCCAGAUCUUCAGGGCUCAGAGGAAAAAGAGCUCCUGAGAUGCGCCAACACGGCAGGUGAUGGGAUGGUGAGGGAGAAUGAGGAGCAAGUGGAACUAUCUGGGGCGUUAUUGCAAAGAUUCAAAGGGACUGUGCCCAGGAGUUCUGAACAGGGAAAAGCCUAUGAGAGUCAGCACAGGCCAGAGAGUCAGCAGGGAAACCAACCAGGGCAAAAAGUGGGUAAAUCCAUUAAUUGUCAGGAAACUCAUGAGGACCUCAAGGAAACCACAGCCCAGCAGAGAAUCCCUACAGGCGAGAGAAACAACACGUGCACGGAGUGUAGGAAAACCUUCAGUAGCCGUUCAAGCCUUAUUACACAUCAGCGGAUCCACACAGGAGAGCGACCCUAUAACUGCUGUGAGUGUGGGAAAAACUUCAGUCGGAGCUCAACCCUUAUUACACAUCAGAGAAUCCACACAGGAGAGAGACCUUAUGGAUGCGGUGAGUGUGGCAAAACCUUCAGUCAGCGGUCACAUCUUAUUACGCAUCAGAGAAUCCACACAGACGACAGGCCCUAUGAAUGCUGUGAGUGUGCAAAAAACUUCAGUAUGAUCUCACACCUUAUUAGACAUCAGAGGAUCCACACAGGAGAGAGGCCUUAUGAGUGCUGUGAGUGCAGGAAAACCUUCAGUUACCGAUCAGGCCUUAUUACACAUCGGCGAAUCCAUACAGGAGAGAGGCCCUAUGGAUGCUGUGAGUGCGGGAAAACCUUCAGUCAGAGCUCACACCUUAUUACACAUCAGAGAAUCCACACAGAAGACAGGCCCUAUGAGUGCUUUCAGUGCAGGAAAACCUUCACUCGACAUGCACACCUUAUUAGACAUCAGCAGAUCCACACAGGAGAGAGACCCUAUGAAUGCUGUGAAUGCAGGAAGAACUUCACUCGGAGCUCACAUCUUAUUACACAUCAGAGGAUCCAUACAGGAGAAAGACCCUAUAGAUGCUCCGACUGUGGGAAAAGCUUCCAUCAGAGCUCAGCUCUUAUUUAUCAUCAGAGAAUCCACAAGGGAGAUAAAAACCAUAAAAACUUUGUCUAG
Messenger RNA from Malaclemys terrapin pileata, 1791 nucleotides. Its product is annotated as zinc finger protein 3-like. Gene Ontology annotation, biological process: regulation of DNA-templated transcription. The transcript is spliced from 5 exons. The record is from RefSeq and is a predicted model, not a curated record. Bases 1 to 1791 code for a protein of 596 amino acids. NCBI's taxonomy places the organism in Eukaryota, Metazoa, Chordata, Testudines, Emydidae.